Histoplasma capsulatum G186AR is the source of this 2621-nucleotide messenger RNA. RefSeq names its product proteasome component C11. Lineage: Eukaryota; Fungi; Ascomycota; Eurotiomycetes; Onygenales; Ajellomycetaceae. The record is from RefSeq and is a predicted model, not a curated record. Gene Ontology annotation, molecular function: cysteine-type deubiquitinase activity; zinc ion binding. The transcript has 7 exons. Gene Ontology annotation, biological process: proteasomal protein catabolic process; spliceosomal complex assembly; mRNA processing. Gene Ontology annotation, cellular component: proteasome core complex. Bases 204 to 2621 code for a protein of 805 amino acids.
AGUCAUUUGCCCAUUCCGUGGGCCUUGGACUUGUUUCUUCAUUUUCUGAACACAGCAGAGGUUAUCGCAGCAUCAUGGAGGUUCUACUUGGAAUUACUGGCAAGGACUUUACUCUCAUUGCGGCCUCUAAAGCUGCUAUGAGAGGAGCCACCAUUCUUAAAGCUUCUGAUGAUAAGACCAGGGAGCUGAGCAAACAUACUAUCAUGGCAUUUUCGGGAGAAGCUGGGGACACCGUCCAAUUCGCCGAAUACAUCCAAGCAAAUGUCCAACUGUACUCCAUGAGAAAUGAAGCUGAACUCAGUCCAUCCGCUGUGGCAAGCUUCGUACGAGGGGAGCUUGCCCGUAGUCUACGAUCAAGACGACCCUACACUGUAAACCUCCUGCUGGGCGGUGUGGAUCCCAUCACGGAAAAACCCAGUCUGUACUGGCUCGACUACCUAGCGGCACUCGCUCCGGUACCGUAUGCUGCACAUGGCUAUGCCCAAUACUACUGCCUAUCGAUCCUCGAUAAGCACCACCACCCAGAUAUCACAUUAGAACAAGGCUUGAAGCUUCUCGAGAUGUGCACAGAUGAAUUAAAGCGGAGGUUACCAAUUGACUUCAAAGGAGUAUUGGUGAAAGUAGUGAGGAAAGAUGGAAUCGAAGAAGUACCGUUUGAUAACAAGCGCCCAGCAGACAAAUGUUCCGACAUCAAAUUCGAUAACUUUUUGUCCAAACAACAUCAAUUUCCGGCUUAUCAGACAACGUACACAAUGGCCAAAAGACCUGCUGAGACAUCAUUGGAGGGUUCAUCACCAAUUAACUCUCCAACCUCAAAACGCGCGCGGGUGGAAGACCCAGAGGACGAGCAGCGACUACAACAUCAACAUCGCAGUCGCAGUCCGCUUGGCGAACGACGAUGGGAAGACGAUGAACGCAAUGGAAAGGAUAUUUUAGCAGCAGCAGAUCAAGAGGAGGAAGAGAUCGAGGAGGGCUCUAUUCACGGAGCUCUCGAUUCCGAUGAAGAGGAAGCGGGAGAGGAAUCGGCCAUUUCCGCGCCUGCUCGCCAGACCGCGCCCGCGGAGGGUUACAGUGACCUCUACUUAGAUACAAUACAGCGAUCGGUACUUGAUUUCGAUUUCGAGAAGCAAUGUUCAGUUUCGCUGUCGAAUAUCAAUGUCUACGCCUGUCUUGUGUGUGGGAAAUACUAUCAGGGCCGUGGGCCCAAGUCGCAUGCCUAUUUCCAUGCGCUCGACGUUGGACAUCAUGUCUUUGUGAAUAUGGAGACGAAGAAGGUGUAUGUGCUACCGGAGGGGUAUGAGGUUAAGAGCAGAAGCUUGGAUGAUAUUAAAUAUGUGGUUGAUCCUCAGUAUAAAAAGGAGGAAGUUGCUAAGCUUGAUAAGGCGGUUAUUGAUGCUUGGGAUUUGGCAGGUAAACGAUACAGACCAGGAUUCGUCGGAAUGAAUAAUAUCAAAUCCAAUGACUACCUAAACGUCAUUGUUCAAGUCCUGUCACACGUCCGUCCCAUUAGGAAUUUUUUCCUUCUUCACCAGUUUCCGAUGCCCGGAACUCCCCAACUCCCUCUGCGCUUCGGCAUCCUAGUACGCAAGUUGUGGAAUCCGCGCGCAUUCAAAUCUCACGUUUCACCACACGAGCUACUUCAAGAAGUUGCCCUACGCUCAUCGAAGCGUUUCACCCUCACCCAACAAUCCGAUCCUGUCGACUUUCUCUCCUGGUUCCUAAACAACCUCCACCUUAGCCUAGGUGGCUCCAAAAAGCCCUCUCCAACCCCAACCAGUGUAAUCCACUCCGCCUUCCAAGGCCAUCUCCGUAUCGAAAGCCAAGCUAUAACAGCCCGCUCUGACGCAGCCAACGCGCGCCUCGUCUUCUCCGAAUCUAGCGAAACAACCUCGCAAACAACACCUUUCCUCAUAUUAACGCUUGACCUCCCUCCCACACCACUUUUCCAAUCCACAAAUGCCGAAUCCAUCAUCCCACAAAUACCACUUACAACUCUUCUAAACAAAUACAACGGCCUCGUCGCGUCGGAAAAGCUCUCCCACCGUGUUCGCCACCGACUCCUCCACCCUCUCCCCCCCUACCUCCUCUUCCACAUCAAACGCUUCAGCAAAAACAAAUUCGUCUCUGAACGCAACCCGACAAUUGUCACUUUCCCUUCUCCGCGUUCCCUCGACAUGUCCCCUUAUGUCGAACCGAAUCCAUCCGUGUGCUCAGCCGGCGAACCUAUACUGUACGAUCUAGUCGCAAACGUCAUCCUUGACGCAACAGUCACUGCACCCGGCGUUGGCGGUAACAGCGAAAGCUCCAGCUCUGGCCCUACAUCCAGUGGCACUAACGCUAAUAAAGCCGGCGUGACUGGCUCAACAGCGAUGACAGCAGGUGCGGGCGCAGGCAAUGAUAAGGUCUCUUGGCUCGUGCAGUUGUACGAUAAGGCUAUGAGUGUGGAAAAUGAGCGUGCACAUGCGCAGCAGCACAGAGGCCCUGAGUGGUUGGAAAUCCAAGACUUAUGGGUGAAGAGAACGGAGAGUGAGACGCUUUUCACGCGCGAAGGUUAUUUGAUGGUUUGGGAGAGGAGGAGGGCGGGUGCGGAUGGGAAAGGGAUGGGAAAGGUGAAGUCGUAA